This is a messenger RNA of Tetrapisispora phaffii CBS 4417, 1827 nucleotides long. RefSeq names its product Ngr1p (gene NGR1). Gene Ontology annotation, cellular component: cytosol. The transcript has a single exon. NCBI's taxonomy places the organism in Eukaryota, Fungi, Ascomycota, Saccharomycetes, Saccharomycetales, Saccharomycetaceae. The record is from RefSeq and is a predicted model, not a curated record. The coding region runs from base 1 to 1827 and encodes 608 amino acids. Gene Ontology annotation, molecular function: mRNA binding.
AUGCAAGACACCGAUAAUUCAGACCCUAUUUUACCAUUGCCCCCUACAUCUACAAUAAGAACGUCGGUCGAGUCACCAAGGACACUGUGGAUGGGUGAUUUAAAUCCAUUAUUUGAUGAGCUUACAAUUACAAAAAUUUGGAAGUCAUUGAAUCUUCCAGUUUUCGUUAAACUAAUUAAGGCUAGGAAAAACUUGUUAAUUUCUAGCUCCUCUACAAAAUCACAACAUUCUACAUCAAACAACUCUCCUGAGAGCGGACUUUCAAAUAAUGAAGAUAAUUUUGAUUUAGAUAUUCAAAGAAUCAAUAUCAAUGGUGUAAAUUUUAUUGAUCCAAAUACAGUACAAUUGCACCAUGCUGGUUACUGUUUCGUCGAAUUUGAGUCGCAACAAGAUGUAAUAGCUGCAUUAUCGUUAAAUAAAGCUGUGAUACCAAACAUAUUCUCCGAAUCAAUUAACUUGUAUACUAAUCCAAAUGGGAGAAGAACUUUUAGAUUGAAUUGGGCAUCUGGUGCAACAUUACAGAGUUUAAUACCUGCGACGCCAGAAUAUUCAUUGUUCAUCGGUGAUCUAUCCCCAUUGACUACAGAAGCUGACAUUCUAUCAAUCUUUCAGAAAAAGUAUAAAUCGGUAAAGACAGUCAGAGUAAUGACUGAUCCAAUUAACGGCAGUUCUAGAGGGUUCGGUUUUAUAAGAUUCAGUGAUGAAGAUGAAAGAAAAGAUGCACUAGAAAAUAUGAAUGGUGUAAUGUGUCAUUCCAGAUACUUUAGAUUGGCAUUGGCAACGCCCAGAACUAAUAAAUUCGCUACUUCUACCAAUAUGACACAAGUUAGGGAAGAUAAUGAUGGGAGAAGUAACAGCGUCACAAAUGUUCAUACUUCCCCUUAUGAACAGACGACUACUAAUAUUAACAUCUCCAACAAAUUUAUUGAUAAACUUGAUGUCAAUAAUUUUAUUCCAACUUCAAAUAAUUCUCUUCAGCAGUCAGCACAAAAUAUCGAUCAUGUGAAUUUAGAUAACAGUAAUACAACAGUAUUCAUUGGAGGGUUAUCUACAUCAACCAAUGAAUAUGAAUUACAAGUACUAUUCGAACCGUUUGGCAAUAUAUUAAGUGUAAAAAUUCCAAUAGGUAAAAACUGUGGAUUUGUUAAAUUCAAAAGAAAAAUAGAAGCAAAUGCUGCUAUCAAAGGAAUGCAAGGUUUUAUUAUUAACGGAAAUCCAAUAAGAUUAUCAUGGGGAAAAUCUAAUAAUAAUGCGAGCACUAAGCUUAAUCAUAAGCAUAUUAAUAUAUACAAUACUUCAGACUCGACAGGGGACACCUUCAAUUCCUCAGCUCAUCAACAAAAUUAUUUACAACAGCAACUUCAUCAGCAAAGUAACAAUUCUUACAUUUACAAUAAUCCCCCAGAUUUUAAUUUUUCUACACAAGCCAAAACUUACAAUAACUAUGCAUCGACCAAGUUAUUUUUCCGUAGAAGUGAAAGCAUUGACGAUGAGCAAUUUCAACAACAUUUGCAAGCAAAUUAUCAAUUCAAUCAAGAAUUACACCAACAAGCGCCUUUGCUGCAACAACAACUAUUAGAUAACACUGAUUCACAAGUAAAAAAUUCUAAUUACAAUAGGAAUAAACAUAAUUUAUCGUAUUUUACUACGAAUGGCCAUCUAAAUGCAUAUGUUUCGAAUGUACCUAAUUCUGAGAUUAGACAAUUCAGCAACGACUUCAAUUUAGCGGAAUCUCAAUACACUAAAGAAAACCAUGUUAAUAAUAUUCCAGAAACUAAUCCAUAUCAACUUUCAUUAAAUAACAACUUCAAUGGCAACUACAGUUAA